Lactuca virosa is the source of this 792-nucleotide messenger RNA. Lineage: Eukaryota; Viridiplantae; Streptophyta; Magnoliopsida; Asterales; Asteraceae. The record is from the annotation of a GenBank genome assembly.
AUGUUACUAGAAAGCUUUUCAAAGUAUCAUUGUGGCAUAGGGGGGAUAUUUGUUGAAGGCAUAGAGUUUAAGGUCAUCCCAAGCGUAAAUCAAAUAGUGGACUUAGAACAAAAUAAAAAGAUGAAGGAUGGAACAAACAUGGGAGGAGUCUUGAAAACAAAGUUGGAGAUGGACUCAGUGGAACAAAUGAUAGCCGAUAAUAAAGAAAUUAUUAAAAGGUCUGGAAACAAUGUCCAAAUUGCCUCAAGUGUAGAGCUCUGCUUACUUCUUUUCAAGGGAAUUCUCAUUGACAAUGGUGAAACGUUAUUCUCCCUAAGCAAAGUCAACGGGAAGAGAUGUCAUAUGCUACCUGCAAAAGCAAUUAUAUACAACUCUUCAAAUAUAAAGUUGUGCAACCCUCCAACUGAAUCCAGGUGCAGAUUUGAAGAGGUUGUUGAGAUUCUAUCUCACCAGGAUUUUCGUAUCAAAUGUGACAUUGAGACCAAAAUGCUCUCAUCAGAUACAACCUAUGCUUGUUUCCUUGUGUUCAAACUUUCAAAAAAAAUGUCAUGGGCUCCAGUGCCCAACGAGCUUUUCAUGAUGAAGCUAUUCGAAAACAUGGUUGUAUCGAUUCCUGAAACCACAUUCCCGUUAAUCCUCUCGGCGGUGCCUCUGCCGCUGAUGCGCCUCCUCUCCGGCCCUCCCAAUAUCUCUUGGACUUCAUCAUCGGCCUCCAGUGAUCCAAUCUGUCGUAUUCCUCCUCCACGAGUUUUGGGCUCUUUGAAUACUGAAUUUUGGAGUGGCAGCCCGUGA